This is a messenger RNA of Paramacrobiotus metropolitanus, 999 nucleotides long. Its product is annotated as zinc metalloproteinase nas-14-like. NCBI's taxonomy places the organism in Eukaryota, Metazoa, Tardigrada, Eutardigrada, Parachela, Macrobiotidae. Gene Ontology annotation, molecular function: metalloendopeptidase activity; zinc ion binding. The record is from RefSeq and is a predicted model, not a curated record. Gene Ontology annotation, biological process: proteolysis. The coding region runs from base 91 to 810 and encodes 239 amino acids. The transcript is spliced from 7 exons.
UAGUCGGUUUCUUCAAGAUUGUCAUUCGCUAAUCCCCGAUUUUUGUCGACUGUGUAGUCUGGCUUUGUAGCGAGUCGAAAAUUUCCCAACAUGUACUGCGCUAUUAUUUUGACCGUAGUGGUUGCAUGCGUUGCCGGCCAGCGGCACGCUGAUGGACCACAGUUCGAAGCCGGAUUACCACUUCGACAAGUCGGAGAGAAGACUGUCCCAAAACUGUGGCCAAAAGCUAAAGUCCCGUAUUCUAUCUCUUCAUCUAUCGUCAGUGAUUCCAAAAUUCGAGCGAUCCGGGAACCGAUGCAGGACAUCGAAGCCAACACUUGCAUUAAAUUUGUCAACAAACGACCGAGUGAUACCGAAUAUAUAAAUAUCCAGACUGACCGAGCGGCGUGUUCUGCACAGAUUGGACAGCAGACAGGAAUCAAUCAGCUUAAUCUCGCAGAUUCAUGCUAUGAUUAUCCUACGAUUGCAUUACUGAUCCUCCAUUCUCUCGGCCUUUGCAACGAGCAUAACCGUGAAGACCGGGAUAAAUAUGUGGAAAUCAAUAUGGAUAAUAUUCGAUCGCUACACCAACGUAAAUUCGAGAAACUCACGCGCGCUCAGUGCCCGGUUCUGGAUACGCCUUAUGACAUCAAAUCUCUGACGCACUUUGAUGGCAAAGCUUUCGGCACCAAGAAGGGAGCGCGUGACUGGACCAUCCGUUCCCUGAAAACACCAUCAGCCACCCUGGGCAACAGCCGUAUCAGCGCUGGUGAUUAUCAGAAACUGAACAACCUGUACUGCGGCGGAAGUGGUGGACGCGGUCGUAGUUAAAUCGAAUUACUGUAUUGUAAUGGAUGUCGAAUUUGCAACAACCAAAAAGCACAAAUUGUUUUACACAAUUGUAGUGUGGCACUGAUUGUUAAAAUAUGUUGUUUGUAUGUACAAUCUCGUACAUUUUAUUGAAUGUGAACCUGAGAACGCAAUACUCCUACAAAAUCAAUAAAGGGUCACCAGUUUUGA